AUCUGUGCAGGCAUUACUAUGCCACCAUGAACAUUGGGGAUCCGGCGAGGCCCUACUUCUUGGACAUUGACACCGGCAGUGACCUCACUUGGCUGCAGUGCGACGCUCCCUGCCAAAGCUGCAACAAGGUGCCGCACCCAUUGUACAAGCCAACAAAGAGCAAGAUUGUGCCCUGUGCAGACUCACUCUGUACUACACUGCUCAGCUCACAGAUCCCUAACAACAAGCAGUGCCCCUCACCACACCAAUGCGACUACAAAAUCAAGUACACGGACAGCUCGUCUUCUCGCGGUGUGCUCGUUACCGACAGCUUCGGCCUAACCCUACGGAAUUCAUCCCGUGUUAGUCGCAGCCUCACCUUUGGCUGUGGCUAUGACCAGCAGGUGGGAAAGAAUGGGGCAGUGCAGGCAGCGACAGAUGGCUUGCUUGGGCUUGGGAGGGGAUCAGUUAGCUUGGUCUCGCAGCUCAAGCAGCAAGGCAUCACCAAGAAUGUACUUGCCCAUUGCCUCAGUACGAACGGAGGAGGGUUCCUCUGCUUUGGGGAUGAUAUCGUGUCUACCUCACGCGCAACGUGGGUGCCGAUGGCUCGUAGCACAUCUGGGAAUUACUACUCACCUGGCUCAGGAACACUUUACUUCGAUAAACACCCACUAGGAGUGAAGCCAACGGAGGUGGUAUUUGAUAGCGGUAGCACCUAUACGUACUUUGCUGCCCAGCCAUACCAAGCGACUGUUUCUGCGAUCCAAGCUGGUCUCAGCAAGUCACUUACGAAGGUGUCUGACCCCAGUCUACCUCUUUGCUGGAAAGGGCAGAAAGUGUUUAAAUCUGUGUCUGACAUCAAGAAGGAGUUCAAAUCACUCUUCCUGAUGUUUUCGAAGAAUACAGCCAUGGAGAUCGCUCCUGAAAACUACCUCAUUGUUACCAAAAAUGGAAAUGUGUGCUUGGGCAUUCUUGACGGGUCGGUGGCCAAACUUAACUUCAACAUAAUUGGAGAUAUCACAAUGCAGGAUCAGUUGGUAAUUUAUGACAAUGAGAAAGGGAAACUAGGAUGGAUCCGUGGAUCAUGCAGUGGGGCACUAAGUAUAUUAUAUCUUCAUUUACAUGGUAUUUUCUUAUAAUCCAACUUUUAGCCCAUCCGUUAAAAAGCUGGAUAUAUCAUUAUUGAUGGAACUGGCCAACUGGAGGAAGCUACUAUUGGCUUGAAAACCCUGAGAUAUUGACACUCUCGGAACUGAAGAGAGUUCAAGCUAUUGCAAUCCACAGAAUAGGCAAUAGGCGGAUAAAAAUUACAGUAACAUGGCUGGGUAAACUGGACGAUGUAAGUGGAGAAGGAUGACCA
Molecule: messenger RNA, 1339 nt
Organism: Triticum aestivum (bread wheat)
Lineage: Eukaryota; Viridiplantae; Streptophyta; Magnoliopsida; Poales; Poaceae
Product: aspartic proteinase Asp1-like
Exons: 7
Coding region: 27-1118 (363 amino acids)
Biological process (GO): proteolysis
Molecular function (GO): aspartic-type endopeptidase activity
Source: RefSeq, a predicted model, not a curated record